Molecule: messenger RNA, 2868 nt
Organism: Carcharodon carcharias (great white shark)
Lineage: Eukaryota; Metazoa; Chordata; Chondrichthyes; Lamniformes; Lamnidae
Product: scavenger receptor cysteine-rich type 1 protein M130-like
Exons: 16
Cellular component (GO): membrane
Source: RefSeq, a predicted model, not a curated record
UCAGCGCGAGGAGAUGCAUUCUUCGGAGAGGGAAAUGGUUUGAUAUGGAACGAUAUAAACGAAUGUAUUGGCAAUGAAUUGCGUUUGAGUGACUGCCCAGUGGCAUCCUGGGGGCACCAUCAGUGCACGCACAAAAAUGAUGCUGGUGUCAUCUGUUCCGGUGAACCUUGGCAGGUGCGACUGGUCAAUGGAGAAAGUGUUUGUGAUGGACGAGUGGAGGUUUAUUACGGCGGUUUUUGGGGGAGAGUGAUUGACACUGAGUGGAAUUUCAAUGAUGCCGAUGUAGUGUGCAGACAGCUGAACUGUGGCGCUGCAAUAAAUGUUUAUAACAACUGGAAGUUUGGAAAAGGCGACGGCCCAGUGUGGAUCAGCAAUGUCAGAUGCAAUGGAAGUGAACCCUUCCUGUGGAAUUGUAGUAUUACACAAGGGAAGCAAUUAUCCAUCGCAGGCGACGUCGGCGUGGUUUGCUCUGAUCAUAUUCAGGUAAGACUGGCAGAUGGUGGAAGUCGCUGUGCCGGAAGGGUGGAACUUUACUAUAACGGAACCUGGGGGACUGUUUGUGAUGACCUCUGGGAUUUAGCAGAUGCACAUGUCGUAUGUAACCAGCUGAAGUGUGGACAGGCUCUAAAUGCAACGGUUUUCGGUUGGUUUGGCACAGGAGCGGGGCCUAUCUGGCUUCAUAACCUGAUGUGUGCAACGAAUGAUUCUGUUUUGUGGGAAUGUCCGGGGGAUCCGAGGAAUGAGAGCAACUGCAAUCACAAAGAGGAUGCUGGAGUUAUCUGCUCGGAGCACAGGGCUGUAAGGCUUCAGAAUGGAUCGAGUCCCUGCCAGGGCAGAGUUGAGGUUUUCUAUAACACAACUUGGGGAACUGUUUGCUCCGAUUCGUUUGGAAAGGAGGAUGCAGAAGUGGUUUGUAAGCAGCUCAGCUGCGGAUCCGUCCGGUCUGUCGAUCGUGAUGUCACAUUUGGAAUGGGUUUCGGACAGAUUUGGCUUGAUGAUGUGCAUUGUCGCUUGCACGAUUCACUGUUAUGGCAAUGUCCAUCUUCGCCAUGGGGUGAACAUGAUUGUGAGCACAAGGAGGAUGUAGGUGUCAUUUGCUCAGAAAUAAAUCCAAUGAAAAGGCGCAAUGAGGAAGUUAGGAAGAAAAAGUUGCGGCUAGCUGCGGGAUUCAAUAAUUGCUCUGGAAGAAUUGAAAUCUUCUUCAAUGACACAUGGGGCACGGUGUGCGAUGAUUCCUGGGAUCAGCAUGAUGCUGCUGUCACCUGUAGACAACUAAACUGUGGUGAUCCAGUGUGGACCCCGGGAGAGACGUUAUUCGACACAGCAAACGGCACAAUUUGGUUGGAUGAUGUUAAAUGCAAGGGGAGUGAGGACUUCCUGUGGGACUGCCAAUUUUCAACAAUGGGUGAUCAUGACUGUGAACAUAAAGAAGACGUCCAUGUGAUAUGUUCUGGCCAUCCGAAGCACAUAACGCCUUUCAAACAGCACAGACUCUCCGUUUUCAUCAUCCCUUCCAUUUUUCUGGUCCUUUUAAUUGCCGUAUCAAUUGCUUUGGCCACAGAGUUGCAGAGAAGCUUCCAGAAAGGAAAUAGCAGGAGACAAAAUUCCACCACUGCAUUUCCUGACCCUGUUUAUGAAGAUAUUGACGUUCAGGAGCUUGAUUCAGGCUCAGAUUUCCAAUCUAACAGUACACUAGACGAGUGGGAAUAUUAUGCAGUAAGCGAUUUAGAUGUAUGUGAUGAUAAAAAUAUGCAAGGUUCAUUUACUUCAUAUAAUGCUGAAUUCAAAAGUGAAUAUGACGAUGUCCAGUCGUUUGAGACUGAGUGGAUGUUUGAUAGAAAGGGAGGAAAGCAAAAAAGUAAAUUCAAAAGAAAUACAAACCAAGUCUCAGCAGUUGGAUCUUCUUUGCAACCUCCCAGUCCAAGUGCUAUAGCUGAAGCUGCGAAUGGAAAAGAGUUGAGAGGCGUGCGGUUGGUGGGCCCGGAAGCGCCAUGCGUUGGGGAACUCAAAGUAUAUUAUCGACGUCAAUGGAGCUCGGUUUGUAGUGAACACAGGCAGGUACGACUGACCAAUGGAGAAAGUGUUUGUGAUGGCCGAGUGGAGGUUUAUUAUGGCGGUGUUUGGGGCAGAGUGAUGGACACUGAGUGGAAUUUCAAUGAUGCAGAUGUAGUAUGCAGGCAGCUGAACUGUCGCACUGCAAUAAGUGUUUAUAACCACUCGAAGUUUGGAAAAGAUCAUAUUCAGGUAAGACUGGCAGAUGGUGGAAGUCGCUGUGCCGGAAGGCUGGACCUUUACUACAAUGGAACCUGGGGGACUGUGUGUGAUGAUUCCUGGGAUUUACCAGACGCCCGUGUUGUAUGUGACCAGCUGAAGUGUGGACAGUCUCUAGAUGCAACGGUUUCCGGUUGGUUUGGCCCAGGAGCAGGGCCUAUCUGGCUACAUAAUCUGAAGUGCACAGCAAAUGAUUCUGUUUUGUGGGAAUGUCCUGCCGGCCCAAGGGCUCAGAGCGACUGCAAUCACAAAGAAGAUGCUGGAGUUAUCUGCUCUGAGUUCCGGCUGGCUGCAGGAUUCAACAAUUGCUCUGGAAGAGUUGACAUUUUGUUCAGUGGUACAUGGGGAAUGGUUUGCGGUGAUUCCUGGGAUAGGCACGAUACUGCUGUGGUCUGUAGACAACUAAACUGUGGUUACCCAGUGUGGUCCCCGGGAGAGACGUUAUUCGGCCCAGCAAAUGGCACAACUUGGAUGGAUGACGUUAAGUGCAAGGGGAGUGAGCGCUUCCUGUGGGACUGCCUAUUUUCAGCAAUGGGCGAUCAUGACUGUGAACAUAAAGAAGACGUCAAUGUGAUAUGUCCUGGUAGGAGAUUUUAA